AUGGCGGCGGAGCAGUUCUCAGUUGUAAAAUGCAAUAAACUUGCAGAGGAGAGCAAAAAUUAUGAAUUAGACUCUCCUGAGGCUACACUCUCUGGGGGAUAUAAAAGUGAGAGCUUUAAUAAGGGACGUCUGUCUGAUUUCACCUUUGAAAUUUCUAGGCUUAGAAAAACCAUCUGUGUGAUUAGCCGUCACUACCUGGAAAGUGAGUGGUGUUCCAGAGAGAUCCAAGUUGCUAGUUUCCGUCUCUUUGAUGAGAAAAAAGAUGUUCUCAUCCUGGUAUUCCUGGAGAAUAUUCCAAGUCAUCAACUGUCUCCGUACUACAGAAUGAAGAAACUAAUUCAGAAGAAGACAUAUCUCAGCUGGCCUAAACCAGGAGAGGAUACCAGAGUCUUCUGGCAGAAAUUGAGAGUCGCUCUGGAAACCAAAGGCAACUCAGAAAUGGAGCCUCCCACUGGCUGGAAUUAA
Messenger RNA from Sinocyclocheilus grahami, 465 nucleotides. RefSeq names its product toll-like receptor 13. The record is from RefSeq and is a predicted model, not a curated record. Lineage: Eukaryota; Metazoa; Chordata; Actinopteri; Cypriniformes; Cyprinidae. Gene Ontology annotation, cellular component: plasma membrane. Gene Ontology annotation, molecular function: signaling receptor activity. Gene Ontology annotation, biological process: inflammatory response; toll-like receptor signaling pathway. The transcript is spliced from 3 exons. The coding region runs from base 1 to 465 and encodes 154 amino acids.